Staurois parvus is the source of this 798-nucleotide messenger RNA. NCBI's taxonomy places the organism in Eukaryota, Metazoa, Chordata, Amphibia, Anura, Ranidae. The record is from the annotation of a GenBank genome assembly.
AUGUCACAUAAUCACUGGAGCUGUCUGCUUGCAACUGUUUUUGUUACAGAAGAGACCUUUCUGCAUGGCUUUACGACAAGAAGUGGCGGUAUAAGCAUCAUUCCAACUCUUAGUGGAUUGAAUCUUUUCUGCAGUCCAAAGAGGAAAGAUUCAAAAGCCGUUGUUGAGGAGAACUUUCGUCGCCUGGGAAAAGCUGCAGGAUUCGAUCCUCAGACUUAUAUUUCAAUAAAGGUUGACCAUGCAGACAUUGUGAAAAUACUUGGAAAAACAGAACCUGAAAGAUAUGAUGGAAUAGUCACCAACCAGAAAGGAAUGACAAUUGCUGCCCCCGGUGCAGACUGUAUUCCAAUUCUUUUCUGUGAUCCAGUAAAAAGAGCUUGUGGAGCUGUCCAUUCAGGCUGGAAAGGGACUUUGCUAGGAGUUUCAAUGGCCACAGUAAACGCCAUGGUAUCCGAGUACCAGAGUGAUGUGAAGGAUAUAUUGGUUGUCCUGGGACCAUCAGUGGGACCAUGCUGCUUUACCCUAACUCAGGAAGAAGCCAAAGCUUUUCAUGACAUAGAUCCACAAUGUGUCCGACAGAUUGAGUCCUCAAGACCAAAUGUUGAUAUCAGAAGAGCUACUCGUGUUCUCCUGGAACGUGGGGGCAUUCUGCCUCAGAAUAUUCAAGAUGACACCAUUGAAGACAGGAGCCAAAAUGUCACCCUUUGCACCUCCUGCCAUCCCGAUAAAUUUUACUCCCAUAUUCGAGACGGUGAAAAUUUUGGAAUACAAAUCUGCUUCAUAGCCAUCAGAGAAUAA